This is a messenger RNA of Monoraphidium neglectum, 5331 nucleotides long. RefSeq names its product phospholipid-translocating ATPase. Gene Ontology annotation, cellular component: plasma membrane. Gene Ontology annotation, molecular function: ATPase-coupled intramembrane lipid carrier activity; ATP hydrolysis activity; magnesium ion binding. The record is from RefSeq and is a predicted model, not a curated record. The transcript is spliced from 24 exons. Lineage: Eukaryota; Viridiplantae; Chlorophyta; Chlorophyceae; Sphaeropleales; Selenastraceae. Bases 1 to 5331 code for a protein of 1776 amino acids. Gene Ontology annotation, biological process: phospholipid translocation.
AUGGAGGACGGCGGGCCAGGCGGGUUUAUGGCAAGGCUUUUCAGACGCCGAGACGUGGAGGGGACACGGAUCGUGUCGUUCCCGCACGUUCCGCUGGUGGCGCACUCGCUCUCGCGCACGCAGCUCCCUGGCGGCGGCAAGCAGGCGCGCUACCGCGCCAACCAGACCAGCACAACCAAGUACACGCUGCUAUCCUUCCUGCCAAAGGCCCUAUUCGAGCAGUACAGGCGCGUGGCCAAUAUAUACUUCACGCUCAACGCGGCGCUGUCACUGACGCCGUACAGUCCGGUCAGGCCAUGGACGAGCUUUCUGCCGCUGGGCCUGGUGCUGGGCAUAGCCAUGAUGAAGGAGGCCAUGGAGGACUACAAGCGCUACAGACAGGACGUGGAGGUCAACAACCGCGCAGUGGAGGUGUUUGACUCUGGGGAGAAGAGGUUUGUCACCAAAACAUGGUCGGACGUGCAAGUGGGGGACGUGAUCACGGUGUUCAAGGAUGAGUACUUCCCGGCGGAUCUGCUGUUCUUGUCCGCUGAGAACGAGGACGGCCUGUGCUACAUCGAGACCAUGCAGCUGGAUGGCGAGACCAACCUCAAGAUCAAAAAGUCCCUGGACGAGACCAAGCACCUGACACGCGACACGCUGAGAGGCCUGACGGCUACCGUGCGUUGUGAGCCGCCCAACAGCCGGCUGUACCACUUCACCGGCAACCUGGAGAUGCCCAGCCCCCUCAACGCUGAGCCGCUGGUGGUGCCGGUGCCGCCUGCGGCUAUCCUGCUGCGCGGUUGCAGCCUGCGCAACACCGCCCGGGUGUAUGGGCUCGUCAUUUACGCGGGCCACGACACCAAGAUCUUCAUGAACUCCACGCAGCCGCCCUCAAAGCGCUCCCAGGUGGAGCGCACCGUGGACCGCAUCAUCCUCUUCAUGUUCUCCCUGCUGUUUGCCAUGUGCCUCGUGGGGUGCAUCACCUUCGCGUCUUGGACGGCCAAGGAGAUGCCGGGGCACUGGUACCUGGACCCUGCCCAUGUGCCGCGCGAAUACGACCCUGCCCAGCCCGUGCUGGUGGCCGUCACAAACUUCAUCACGUCCUUCAUCCUCUACAGCUACCUGAUCCCCAUCAGCCUGUACGUGUCCAUCGAGAUGGUCAAGGUGGUGCAGGCCUUUGUGUUCAUCGGCAAGGACCGGGCCAUGUACCACGCUGAGAGCGACACGCCCGCCGUGGCGCGCACGUCAAACCUCAAUGAGGUGCGCUGGGCUGUGGCUCUUGACUCGCAAGACGUGGCGCUGCAGCCGGAUGGGUCUGAGCUGGGCAUGGUCAACACGGUGCUGACCGACAAAACCGGCACCCUCACCCGCAACGUGAUGGAGUUCUUCAAGGCCUCCAUCGGCGGCGUCUCCUAUGGCGCGGGCAUCACGGAGAUAGAGCGCGCCAACGCGGAGCGGCGCGGCAUCCAGAUAGGGGUCGCCGAGCGCUCCAGCGCGAGCCCGUGCCGCGAGCAGUACUUCAACUUUUACGACGAGAGGAUCAUGGGGGGCGCCUGGGCGGCGCAGCCCAACCCGCAGCUGGCGCGGGAGUUCUUCAGGAUGCUGGCGCUCUGCCACACGGUCAUCCCUGACGGCCCGGCUGAUCCCAAGCGCAUCAGAUACGAGGCCGAGUCCCCUGACGAGGCGGCGCUGGUGGUGGCGGCCAAGGUGUUUGGCUUCUUCCUUUUCAAGAGGACCAACACCAUACUGACCCUGCGCGAGUCCCUGCCGGAGGGAGUCCAAGAGGCGGAGUACGAGGUCCUCAACAUCCUGGAAUUCAAUAGCACGCGCAAGAGGAUGAGCGUCGUGCUGCGCGGCCCCGACAACAGGCUGCUGCUGUACUGCAAGGGAGCAGACACUGUGAUCUACGAGCGCUUGGCGCGCGGCCACCCCACCAACGAGGCGCUGCGUGACGUCACACUGCAGCACAUGGAGGACUACGGCAGCGCUGGCCUGCGCACGCUGUGCCUCGCGUACAAGGAGCUCGACGCGACCUUCUAUGACAGCUGGCAGGACCGCUACAUCGACGCCAAAACGUCCAUGGACAACCGCCAGGCCAAAGUGGACAUGGUGUCCGAGGAGAUUGAGCGUGAUCUGGUGCUGCUGGGCUGCACCGCCAUCGAGGACAAGCUGCAAGAGGGAGUGCCACAGUGCAUCAAGGCCCUGGCGGAGGCCAACAUUCGCCUCUGGGUGCUCACGGGCGACAAGAUGGAGACGGCCAUCAACAUCGGCUACGCGUGCAGCCUGAUCACUGACGAGAUGACGCAGUUCCAGGUGACGGGCCACAGCCCUGAGGUGGACCUGCUGGAGCACCAGGGCAUGAUGGAGGACGCCAUGCUGCUGGCGGGCACGCACGUGCAGACCGAGCUUGAGCGGGUGGAGCGUAUCUUGACGGAGGAGCUGACCGCCAAGAUGCCGGUGAAGUACGCGCUGGUCGUCGACGGCAAGGCGCUGCUGUACGGGCUGUCUCCCAUGCUCAGGAACCUGUUCCUUAGGGUGAGCCUCAAGUGCGCGGCGGUGGUGUGCUGCCGCGUGUCGCCGCUGCAGAAGGCCCAGGUGACGGCGCUGGUCAAGAGCUGGGGGGACGUGACGCUGGCCAUAGGGGACGGCGCCAACGACGUCGGCAUGAUACAGAAGGCCCACAUCGGCGUCGGCAUCAGCGGCCAGGAGGGCAUGCAGGCUGUGAUGGCGUCGGAUUUCGCCAUCGCCCAAUUUCGCUACCUGACGCCGCUGCUGCUGGUCCACGGCCGCCUGAGUUACAAGCGCAUCACGCGCAUGAUCCUGUUUUUCUUCUACAAGAACCUGCUGUUCGGCACCACCAUAUUUGUAUACAACGCCUUUGCUCUGUUCAGCGGGCAGCCGAUCUACAACGACUUUUACAUGACGCUGUUCAACGUGGUGUUCACGGCCAUGGCCCCGCUGGUGGUGGGGUGGUUUGACCGCGACCUGGACAAGGUCUACGGGGAGAGGUUCCCGCUGCUGUACAGAGAGGGCCAGCGCAACCUAUACUUCAACCUGCCGGCGAUCGCGGGCUGGCUGGCCACCGCCGUAGCCCACGCUCUCAUUAUCCUCGCGUCGGUGAUGAUGGGCGCAGACUCCACAGAGAUCGACCGCCGGUCCGGCCACGCCGUGGGGCUGGCCCAGGACGGCAUCCUGAUGUUCAGCGUCGUCAUCGCCACGGUGCACUCGCAGCUGGCGUCCGUCAUCGACCACUGGACCUGGAUGCACCACGCCUCCUGCUGGGGUUCGAUAGCCCUGUGGUUCCUGUUCCUGCUGACGAUCGGCGCGUUCCCCAUCGACCUCUCCUCCGACCUCCACCACCUCUUCCGCGGCACCAUCGCCAACGCCCUGUUCUUCUGGCUCACCGUCCUCAUCGUCCCGGCCAUGUGCGUGCUGCCCACUGCGGGAUUCCGCCAGCUGCGGCGCUUCCUGCGGCCGCAGUACUACCAGCUCGUGCAGGAGAUCGCGGCCAGGGUGCGGCGCGGCGAGGCCAUGGUCGAGCACAGCAUGUCGAGCGUGCCGGGGAAGAGGAGCCAGCUGGCCGGCGUCAUGGCGCGCGCGAGCCGGCUGAUGCAGCGGAAGGGGCUCAAGGCGGCGGCCGGCCAGGGGAGCGGCGGCGCCGCCGCGCUCGCGGCGGCGGGGGGCGCGGCAGGUGGCGACGGGACGGCGCUGACGGUGAUGCGGCGGCGGGGGUACAACGGAUUUGUGGCACCUUACGAUGCGCGGUCGCGCGUGUUUGAUGCCAAUGAGCUGCGGGCCAGCGCGGCGGCCGCCGGCUACACCAUAUCUCAGACCGGCGAGAUCAUCGCCCCAACGGUCUCGCGCCACACGACCCUGAGCACGAUGGGCGGCGGCGGCGGCGGCGGCGGUGGCGGCUUCGGCCUGGCGACGGGGGAGCUGCUGGGCGGCGGCGGCUCUGGCGGGUUCACCCUUGGCACGACUCAGCCCGCCACGCCCGCUGCGCCGAUCGCGCGGGCAUCGGUAGGGGCGUUCGGCUCGGGCGCGCUCGCGCGGGCGCUCAGCGGCCUGGGCGCGAGCAGCCUGCACAGGCGUACGGCCAGCAGCGGGCCCCUGUUCAGCACCGGCCUGCUCUCGCACGGCACGACGCCCCUCGGCAGCGGAAACCUAGCAGUCGCGGUGGCGGCCGCGGGCACGGGGGCAGCAGCAGCAGCGGCGGCGGCAGGAGCGGUGGCAGCAGCGGCCGCGGGCGGUGCGAGCCUGCCGGGCUCGACGGUAUCCGCGAGCGGCGGCACGCCGCACACGACGCAGCCGCUCCCGCCGCUGUCGACGGGGACCACCGCCCUGCUGCAGACCAGCGCCAACGGCGGCACUGGGGCCGAGGCGGUGCCGCAGGUCGCGCGGGACGAGAGCACUUACGCCGGCAACCCUGUCCUGGCGCAGCUGGAGCGCGAGUUCAGCCGCGACCCCUGGCGCCACAAGCACGUGCGCAAGCUGAGCUUCCUCAACGUCUCCAAUCUGCCGCGGAUCCGCUCGCGCUCCCCCAAGAGCAAGAUGUCGCGCGGCGGCAGCCCCGUAUCGCGGGUGUCGUCGCAGGGCGGCGCGGCGGCGCCGGCCAUCCGCACGGACAGCUUCAACAGCGUGACCGACGGCGACGGCGCGGCAGAGGCGGCGGCAGCGGCGGUCGCGACCGCGGAGGGCGGUUCGUUCAGCGUGCGGGCUGCGGGUGCGCUGCCCUUGCCAGGGAUGACACAGGGCUAUGACCAUAGCGAUGGGCAGGCCGCCGGCAGUGGCGGAAGCGGCGGCGGCGCGGGCGGGCCCAGCAGCAGCAGCGGCAACGGCAGCAUUGGGGUUGCCCUGUCGGCGCAGCAGGUCCCUCGGCCGCAGAGGUGGCUGGGGCUGCCGGCUGAGGAGCCCGAAAUCCCAUCACUGCCGCCCGUGCAGCAUUUUGAUCAGCAGCCUCCUCACAACCAGCAGCAGCAGCAGCAGCAGCAUGCAGCACACCAUCAGCAGCAGCCGCAGGCGCAGCAGCCACCGCUGCCGACUGGUGCCCAGGUGCAUUCGCUCCACCAGCAGCACCGGUCACUGGGGUCGCCGUCCCGGUUGCUGCGCAUGGUGGGCGCAGGCAGCGACGCGCCGCCGGACGAGGUGACGUCACCGCCCGCAGCUGUCGCAGCGCCAACGGGCACCGGGGCUCAGGCCGCGUCAGCAGCAGGGCCAUCGGUGGCGGCGGCGAACGCGGGUGCUCCGCACAUGACGGAGCUUCAGACCGAGGAUCCUGCCAUGCUGCAGCUGUACCUGGCAGCACUGAGCCAGGGGCCCAAGCGACGCACCACUGGCGGCAGCAGCUGA